This is a messenger RNA of Brassica oleracea var. oleracea, 1946 nucleotides long. RefSeq names its product 21.7 kDa class VI heat shock protein. NCBI's taxonomy places the organism in Eukaryota, Viridiplantae, Streptophyta, Magnoliopsida, Brassicales, Brassicaceae. The transcript has 2 exons. The record is from RefSeq and is a predicted model, not a curated record. Bases 119 to 697 code for a protein of 192 amino acids.
CUACAUCGAAACUCAUACUAUAAGAACAAAACCUUGAUUCCAAAACUCUCUCACAGAUACACUCUCUCUCUCACAGACACACUCUCUCUCUCUCUCUCUCUCUCUCUCUCUCUCUCUCAUGACGAGUAGUAGUGGAAGCCUCAAACUAGAGAUCUAUACCGAAGACAAGACGCCAGGAAAGUGGAGCGUACCGCUCAGCGAGGAAGUUUUCCGGAGGUUCUUAAGCGGUGCAGGAGGCUCGGAGAAGGCUGUGUUCAGCGAGGGAUCUAUUUUCAGCCCCUUCUUGUUCGGGAAGUACUUUGAUCCGUCAGAUGCGUUUCCAUUGUGGGAAUUCGAGGCAGAUGUUUUGCUAGCAAACCUCAGGAGCGUAGGACAGUGUAGAGUCGAUUGGUCGCAAACCGACCAAACUUAUGUCCUUAUAUCUGACCUCCCCGUGGUGGGGAAAAAUAACGUUCAGGUGUACGUGGAUGUUAAAGGAAAAAUGAUGGAGAUUAGUGGCCAAUGGAACAUUAAUAAGAAAACGGCGGCCAACGGCGACUGGAGAAGCGGCCGGUGGUGGGAAUACGGCUACGUCCGCCGUCUAGAGCUUCCCGGCGAUGCCGACCUCCAAAACUCCGAAGCUUUCCUUUCCAACAAAGACGACUACUCUUUCUUAGAGAUCAUAAUCCCCAAGAUUAAUUCUAAGAACAAAUUCUAAUCUGAUGUGUCAUUAUUGGCCCUGGAUGAGUACGAAGUUUUAGGUUUUUUCUUAAUUAUAGAAUGACUAGUGGUAGCGCCGGGUUCGUAUGUUUUGUUCUUACGUGAAUUUACAAUUCAUCUUAUAUGGUCUUAGUAAAGAAAGUAUAUUCACAGAAAUGAAAAUGAAAUACGUUGAUAGUGAUUAAUUAGCAACCAUACUAUAUUCUUUGUUUUGAAAUAGCUUAAUUCAAAGUGGAAUAGCAUAAGUGACUGUGACUAAUUGAUUCAGUAAAAGUAGAAUAAAAAGCCGAUAGUCGUAACCAAUUUAAUUUAGUUAGAAUUUGGACAUAAAGUAAAGUUGAUGUUUUAUUUAGAGAAUGACAUACUUAUACUGUUAAGUACCAUGUGGACAAUAUAUAGAAGGAACGACAUUUGAAAUUUUAUUUUAGAGAUUAAUCUAAAUUUAAACAUGUAUAAUGAAUUUUUGUUUAUAUAUUCUUCUUUUUUUAUUUUUUGGUAAGAAACUAAUUCUAGCAAUGGAACAUAUUAGGAAAUGAGGAAAAAAAUUUAUAUAUUUUGUUUAAAAAUUAAAACAAAUAUUCAAAACAGUAUAUUAAUGAAAUUGAAAAUUGGAACGUAAGAAACUUCCUUAUAAAUUAUAAUAAUGUUGAAUCAUAGAUGACUUUCUUACAUAUGGGACAGCUUAUGUUUGUACGAAGCCAUUAAUUAAUGCAGCAGAAAUGGAAAGUAUGACCGCAAGUAAGAGAGCAUAGAUAUGUUCCAUUGUUGUAAUUUUCGAAGCAUACAAUGCAUGUAUCGUUUUCUUCUUCUGUAGUUGGAGACCUAUUAGUUCACUCAAGAUCGGUGAUGAUAAGGUCGGCGUCAAGUCUUGUAGUCGCGUUUUGGUUGUAGUACGUGAUAGUAAGAGUAACUUCAAGAUCAUCAGUUAUGUUAUUGUCUUCGGCUGUUAGUAAUUUCAUCACAUAUUGGUUGUCUCUUGAAUAAGAAGGGUUGAGUCAGGGUUGUCUAUUUCAUGGUAUGUUAACAUGAAUUUCGUGCCCUCAGUGGUUGAGUCAUUAAAAUUACCUUUAUGGUCAGUGAUAGAUGGUAGCUGGAAAUGAUAGAUUGUUGUGUAUUGGGUUGUGGAUGUAGACUUGGAGUGUGCGUCAGGGAUUUGCUCCUGAAGGUCUUGUUUGGUGUGAGAACUUAUAAGAGAGAAAUUGUUUGUUACUCAUUCUUUGGUUAUUUAUGUAAGUUCAAAGUUGAAA